AUGUCUGCAGGGGGCAAUAAGAAUUUCCAUCUCUUCUUCCUCUUCAGCGGCGAUGGUAGCGGCGAUAGCAGCGGCCUCAGCAGCAAUGGCGGCUUCUUCAUCAUCAGCUUCAGAAGCAGCAGCGUCAUCGAACUCAUCGAUAAGGAGGUCCUCGACUUCAGGAAGAGCCUCCUCCUCAGGCUCAGGCUCGGGUUCAGGCUCAGGCUCAGCUUCGAGUUCAGGUUCAGCCGCAGCUGCUUCGGCAGCCUUCUCAGCUCUUUGGGUAGCGUUCUCAGUAAGGACAACAAAUCUAUCGUUAUCCUUCUUGCCAAGUUUGCCUUUCUUGUUUUUCUUGGCGGUUAG
Fusarium graminearum PH-1 is the source of this 342-nucleotide messenger RNA. RefSeq lists its product as uncharacterized. The transcript is spliced from 2 exons. The coding region runs from base 1 to 342 and encodes 113 amino acids. The record is from RefSeq and is a predicted model, not a curated record. Lineage: Eukaryota; Fungi; Ascomycota; Sordariomycetes; Hypocreales; Nectriaceae.